Molecule: messenger RNA, 2123 nt
Organism: Pomacea canaliculata
Lineage: Eukaryota; Metazoa; Mollusca; Gastropoda; Architaenioglossa; Ampullariidae
Exons: 4
Coding region: 1127-1624 (165 amino acids)
Source: RefSeq, a predicted model, not a curated record
AAUAACUUGUAGACAGUGCCCAUAAUCAUAGGUCUUUAUAAAGUACAAACUAUUAUCUUAAUCUUCAAGAAUGCUCAUUUUGAUAUCUUUCAAAGUCUUGGAGAUAUGUGUGGUCAAAGUAGGGACCCUUGAGAUUGCGCCGUACAAAGUGAAAAGUCCUCUUCAAAAACCAAUUACAGCCACUAAUGUAGAUUUAUGUUUAAGUACUCGUGUUUCUUGACACUUGACAAACGACUGGCAUGUUGUGCAAAAUAUCUGUGGUUCGGGUGUCUUUUAUGUCAUAAGUAAGGUCAUAAACAAUGCAAGCUUUAACUUUUUCCAUAUAUCUCCUUGUCUUGAAUUUUAUGUCUGCCUGUUGCUUGGGAACUUUCCUGUUUCUGACCUGAUCGCUUUCAAAUAUUUCACAUUCCCUUUUAAACCUGUUGUGCUAUUAUCCGCAUUAAACCAAUUCAACACUCAUAGGAAUGCAAAGCUAUUGAAUUCACUCUUUUCAAGCAGGUUUAUCAUCUGCAUAAAGUUGUCCCCAGGUUACCGAGAACUGUGAACAAGAAUAGAAAAGUGCUCACCUUCAGCCGGUGAAGCAUGAAAAUCCCAUCUCCCACCUAAAAACUACUCCUGAGGUCUUGUGUAACUAUUCACUCUACUGUCCAAAACCACCGGGACAUAUGGACAAACAUCAGAUGGUUCGUAGCCUUACAUGUCUUCACUCUUCCAUCUUACUUCACAACAAAACAAAGUUAAUGUUAUUUAUGAUGCCCCUUCAGUGUGAAAUAAUAAGACUAUUAAAGAAGAUGAUGGAUACCAAAAUAUACACAAUUAUACAUGGAAAUAUCUUCAUCACCCGAAGAAAGUAUUAUAAUAAUAGUAUAUAAAAGUCAGGGAAAAAAAGAACAUGUAUAAGUCUGCCAAACUCAUUUAAUCGAGCUGUAGGAUGGUGGCCUGACAAGCAAAGGAAGGACACAGUACAUAAAUUUCUUCAUUUUGUUACGGUAUACAACAUGGAGUCAAGAUAAAGGGGGAUAACAGCAGUCAAUCACACCGGCGGACUUCACCAACGCCCUCCCGUUGCCCUCCAGGUGCAGUCAGACCUUACAACAGAAACAUUUUUCUACCCGACGACAACACCAUGGCUAGCGCUGCACCUCCUGGGUAUGCGCCGAUUUCGACAUCCUCCACAGACCAGACUGCGUUUGGGGUCAUGGGACCCGGUGAUACCUCAGAGGGUUCUAACCUCCCCAAAAGAAAUGAUGUAGUAAAUACUACACCCAAGCAAAUAGAGAUACAAAUGGCCCAGCAGAUGGCAUAUGGUCCUAGAGUGGUGGUGACUGUAACCGAACCUCCCACUCACUGUGGCCUGGUGGUGUCUGUGCUGAGCUCCAUCUUCUGUUGUAUCAUUUGCGGCUUCACGGGAAUGGUCUUUUCGUGGAAGGCUCGCAUGUACGUCCUCAACAACAAACUCGAGCACGCGCGCCACUCACUCGUCAUCGUCUGGAUCCUCCUUGGCUUUGCCAUCUUCUUUGGUAUCAUCACCUGGAUAGUGGUCGUCAUCUAUUGUAUCUUCGGAACCAGAACUUUAUUUGCCACCAGUCACUGCAACAGCAAUGGUUGCUAUUACAGUGACUGAUUAUGUCUUCGUCAUGAAGUGGCAUACAGUCAGUUAUGACAUUGUUUCCAUGGCAUGUCAGAAUUAGGUACAGGAGGUGGACUACUAUACUUCAGCUGAGCCCCACAAGCAAGACAGCUGAGACCUUUUUUAUCAUUUUUUAUAACAUCUUUUUUUUUCCAAAUUUUUUUAUUUUCGAAAUACAAUAGUAGAAAUUAAGGCCACUUGACAUAACCUUUGUUUCAUUCAAGAAAUUAAUUUUUAUUUCAUUUUGGAGCAAACGUCUGGAAAGAUACACUAACGAUCUUUUGCGGGGUGUGUAGCAAUAUAUCACCAAUGUUGUAAACUGAAUGACGGUUAGAAUUCACCAACUCUAAAGAUAGAAGAUGACAUAAGCAACUAUUAAUUUACACUGAAAGUGCCAGAAUUUCCAACAUACAAAUUUUGUUUUUCGCUGAUCAUAUCGUCAGUAUGUUUAACAAUUUGAGUAGAUUAUUUCUUAAUAAAUUUCUUUCCAAAA